GAGAGGACGCCGGAAGUAGCAGUGGUACGGGUCGGACCACGGGGUACUCAGCGUCCGCGGCCUCCACCCGCGAGGCGGCCCGAACCAAGACCCAAGGGGGUGGGCGUGGCUGUCGCCGGAACAACCUUCCUCUGCUAGCAGUCGGCGCGGGGCGGUGCCGCGUCGCUCCUCUCCGCCAGCUGCCAUGAGCGAGCGCCUCCGCCCCAGGAAAAGGAGAAGAAAUGGUAAUGAAGAAGAGAACCACCUCCCCCCCCAGACCAAAAGGAGCAGUAGAAACCCUGUCUUUCAGGAUUCCUGGGACACAGAGUCUUCAAGCAGUGACAGUGGUGGGAGCAGCAGCAGCAGCAGCAGCAGCAGCAGCAGUAGCAUCAACAGCCCGGACAGGGCCAGUGGGCCAGAGAACAGCCUGAGCCAGGCCUUCCCUGGAUCCUGCCCCAGCACCCCCCAGCCGGUGGCUGAGCAGUCUGCACUGUGCCAAGGCCCUUACUUCCACAUCAAUCAGACCCUGAGGGAGGCCCACUUUCACAGCCUACAGCACCGAGGACGGCCUCCCACAUGACACGCCGGCAGUUUCUUGCCUUCUGUGAAGGGACAGCACUGUGCAGAUUUGAUAUUUCAACUUAAUGAUUUGUUUUUAGAAAUUGCACACAGAAAAAAGAAAUGCCUGUUGGCUUUUUAGUCUAUAUUUGAAAUAACAGGCUGACAGGCAGUUGUUUACUUGUGGUUUUGCUGCACUAUUGCCAUUUCAAAGGGGCUUUGGAGCAAUUUUUAUAGCAUUCUUCUGAGGGAGGGUACUGGAUUCGUGUCAAGGCAGUGGGCUGAGGAAGUCUCAUCUGUGUCCAGUUCAGAUGACUUCCACUCUGGCAAUGAGAAUGUCUACUUGAUGUAAAAGGCUCUUUAGAAAUGCAGGAUCUUCAAUUUUUUAAUCCAAUAAACUAUUAGAGUAUCUAGUUUCCAUGAAAGAAACAUAAGUUUUCUCCCCAAACACAGGAAGCUUGAUUCAGUCUUGCACUGAAAUGAACUGCCAUACUACCUCUUAGUAUGUAGAUGUCUGUGGAAAAUGUCCUCUACUGUAACAGAACUAUCAUCCCAUCUAGACCAGAAGUGAAGCAGCCUCCCAAGUUACGCUCUCUUGUCAUAUAUAUAUCUGUAUUUCCAGGGAGAAUGUCUUUCAGACUCUGGUAUACCCAAAUAACUCCUGUUUUAUAUUCCCCAGAGUCUACACCUUAGAAGUAGUAGAGAAUACCAUGCAGUUUUCAAAGUCAGGAAAUACCUAAUAACUUGGUCUUACAAGCUUGUGUAUAAGUGGCUCAAUUGACCUCACUGCAAACUCCACCUGCAGUGCCCAUAACCAAGGCAUCAGUAAGGGCGGAUAAAGCGUCAACUGCCCUUGCUCAAGAACAAGGCUUAACUGGUGAGGGGCCAGGUCCCAUCACGGGCUGAGAAGAGUGGAGUGUUAUAGAGACAAAGAGGCACCUUGAGGAAAAACCACGCACAAGUAUUUAUUUAGUGAGUGGGUGUGCUGCCAUGUUACUUAGUCAUACUGGAGAGCCAGCCAAGUUUGAAUAGUGACGGCACAGAAGAGUCUUCCUCACUGGCGAGCUGUCUGAACAAGGAGCCAGGAUGCGUCGGGUCGCCUACUCUGGAGAGUGCUGGGGGGCCAACCUGCCAUUAGAUGUAGAGGAAGUGCCUUAAGAGUCCACCCGCAGCCUCCUGUCUGCUCACCUUCACUGCAUUUCACUGGACUCGCUCAGAGGCCACACACAUAGGCAGCAGGGCUGAGAAGCAUGGAUGGCUCCUGGAAGAAGGGUUUGAGGAGGACACGCUGACUGGAGUGAGCAGGGACUAGGUAUGUGACAGAAUGCAAACAAGGACUGCCCGGAAGAGACACACACCUCUCCACGGUGCUCCUCUGAUAGCCAUAGAGGUUAAGGCCAGACGUGGGAACUAGUUAGUGUUAAAAAUGUGGAGUUUGGGAAAGUUGGUUCUUUUACUGUCUCCCAGAUUUUAAAACCAGACAGUCGACAAGAACUUCGGAUCUAAUUGGGUUUGAUGGCAGGGGAUAUGGGAAAGGACACAUUGCUAAUAUUUUGUCUAAUAAUAAAGCGAACAAUGCUGUAAGAAGAGAAGCUGUUCGAGCUGUCAAACACACUUGUACACAGCACAAGUCAGAAAUACCCGGGACGACUCCUGCAGGCGCAGUGGAUGGCAUCUUACUGAAACAAAAUGUGUAUUAAUAAAACGGAAUACUCAAGGGAGCCAGCUUCUAUAGCCCACCCAAGUAAAAGGCACAGGGGACCAGAUCAUCUGCAGGAUAAAAGGAUCUUCUCCCAAUGCGAUCAUAGUGCUGGGUCAGCAGUCUUAACAUUUUCACCCCUCUAGAUCUAGCCAGAACCAUCUGCAUCCUGUGCUGCCAUCUGACAGCCUCAUAGUCUAGGAUGCCUUUGUUUUGAGGCUACCUGCUAGUGUCAGUGGACAUCUUUUAAACUAGUAUUAUUAGCUCAAGCUAGCAAAACCUUAUACUUCUCUAUUGUGCCAUUAAAAGCAGCAUUAGUGCAUUGUCA
This is a messenger RNA of Nannospalax galili (Upper Galilee mountains blind mole rat), 2564 nucleotides long. RefSeq names its product family with sequence similarity 104 member A (gene Vcf1). The coding region runs from base 185 to 559 and encodes 124 amino acids. The transcript has 3 exons. Lineage: Eukaryota; Metazoa; Chordata; Mammalia; Rodentia; Spalacidae. The record is from RefSeq and is a predicted model, not a curated record.